AUGAUAACCCAAAGGGGAGUGGAAGCCAACCUCGAAAAGUGCCAAGCGAUACUCCAGAUGAGGAGUCCGGGUUGCAUCAAAGACGUUCAGCGGAUGGCGGGAAGGCUCACCGCAUUGUCCCGAUUCCUCGGUGCAUCGGCAGCAAAGGCCCUACCCUUCUUCAACCUGAUGAAGAAGGGAAUAGCGUUUGAAUGGACUCCGGCGUGCGAGGAGGCAUUCAACCACUUCAAAGAAAUCCUAGCAGCACCCCCUGUUCUCGGGAAACCCAGAGCCGGGGAACCACUCUACCUAUACCUAGCCAUAACAGAAGGAGCGCUUGCAGCGGUGCUGGUGCGAGAAGAAGGGAAGGCCCAACAACCGAUUUACUUCGUGAGUAGAGCACUACAAAGGGCAGAACUUAGGUACAGCAAGCUAGAGAAACUGGCACUAGCGCUCUUGAUCUCUUCCCGCAGACUACGACAAUACUUCCAGGGUCACCAGGUGGUCGUGAGAACGGGCCAGGGGAUCCGUCAGGUGCUCCAAAAACCUGAUUUGGCGGGGAGGAUGAUGACCUGGGCCAUCGAGCUGUCCCAAUACGAUCUGAGCUACGAACCCCGACACGCGAUUAAGGCACAAGCAAUGGCGGACUUCCUAGUGGAAGUAACCGGAAAUCCAACCGAGGACACAAGCACACGGUGGAAACUCCAUGUGGACGGAGCUUCCAACCAGACGUCCGGAGGUGCUGGGAUCAUCCUAGAAAGCCCAGCCGGAGUCAUUUACGAACAAUCGGUUAAGUUCGAGUUUCCCGUAUCAAACAACCAAGCAGAAUACGAAGCCCUUCUAGGGGGCUUGGUUCUAGCUCGGGAAGUCGGGGCCACAAGGUUGGAAGUAUGUAGCAACUCGCAGGUUGUCACCGCGCAAGUAAAUGGAAGCUACCAAGUCAGAGACUCGCUGCUACAAAAAUACUUGGAAAGGGUCAAAGAGCUGAGCAAACAAUUUGAGGAGGUCACGAUCCAACACGUUCCAAGGGAAAGGAACACACGAGCAGACCUCCUAUCCAAGUUGGCAAGCACAAAACCUGGAACCGGCAACCGCUCCCUCAUUCAAGGCAUCACGAAAGAGCCCGCAGUUGCUCUACACCUGACCAAGAUGAGCCCCUCUUGGAUGGACCCCAUCACCGAUUUCUUGAAAAACGGCAAACUCCCCGGGGAUGGGAAGGAAGCCAAAGCGUUGGGAGGCUGCAAAGUACACGGUCAUACAGGACCAGCUAUUCAAAAAGGGACUCAGCCAACCUUUGCUGAAGUGCAUACACCCCGACCAGACAGACUACGUGCUCAGAGAAGGCAAGUCAAGUACCUCAUAGUUGCCGUCGACUACUACACCAAAUGGAUAGAGGCUGAUGGUCCAGGACAAGUCAAACAUCUCAUCGUUGCUGUGGACUAUUACACCAAAUGGAUAGAAGCCGAACCGCUGGCCAGUAUAUCCUCAUCUAAUUGUAGAAAGUUCAUGUGGAGGCAGGUGAUAACUCGGUUCGACAUCCCGGAAAUCGUCAUUUCGGAUAAUGGGACGCAAUUCACUGACAAGAAGUUUGCAGAGUUUCUCACCGGCCUGGGAAUAAAACAAAAGUUCUCCUCAGUGGAACAUUCCCAGACAAAUGGACAAGUGGAGUCCGCAAAUAAAGUCAUCCUGCUAGGCCUCAAGAAGCGUUUAGAUAGCAAAAAAGGCGCAUGGGCCGAUGAGCUUGCCUCGGUCCUCUGGUCCUACCGAACAACCAAGUAA
This is a messenger RNA of Arachis ipaensis, 1758 nucleotides long. The record is from RefSeq and is a predicted model, not a curated record. NCBI's taxonomy places the organism in Eukaryota, Viridiplantae, Streptophyta, Magnoliopsida, Fabales, Fabaceae.